Malus domestica (apple) is the source of this 1812-nucleotide messenger RNA. NCBI's taxonomy places the organism in Eukaryota, Viridiplantae, Streptophyta, Magnoliopsida, Rosales, Rosaceae. The record is from RefSeq and is a predicted model, not a curated record.
AUGGAGAGGUAUUUUAAGAGAAAAUCAACCGAAGAUAACAUCUCACCCUCUACAACGGAUAUUCCUGAAAGUUCAAAUGAAAAUAACAUAGAAAGUAUACUGGCAAAUCUUCCAGGAGAUCCUGGGCUUCGACUCCAGAUAUCAGAAUAUGAUCCAAAUAUUAGAGAUCAGCAGUACAACGUCGUUUCAAUCCGAAAUGGUUUGAUGACUUUCCUACUUGGUUGGAGUAUAGCAUAUCCAAAAAUGCUGUUUUUUGUCAAAGUUGUUAUCUUCAAGCUUGAGAUUCUAGACCAAGCAGGUAAUGACAAUUUUACUAGUAAAGGUUUUCAUAAUUGGAAGAAAAAAUGUCGACUUCGAGUUCAUGUUGGAGGCCCUAAUAAUGCUCACAACCAAGCUUUACUUCAUUGUGAAGCUUUAAUGAAUCAGAAUCAACAUAUUCAAACAAUUGUUCACAAGCAGUUGGAUCAAGCACGUAUUGAUUAUCGCACUCGUUUGAAUGCAUCACUUGAUUGCAUUCGCUUUUUAUUGCGACAAGGUCUUGCUUUUCGCGGUCAUGAUGAAAGUGAAGAUUCAAGCAAUAAGGGUAAUUUUCUUGAGCUUUUGAAGUUUCUCGCAGAUCAUAAUGAGGGUAUUAAAGAUGUGGUGUUUAAAAAUGCUCCUAAAAAUCUCAAGUUAACAUCACCUGAUAUUCAAAAAGAUCUUGUGUAUGCAGCAGCAUGUGAAACCACUAAUGCUAUCAUGUUUGAUAUUGGUGAUAAUGCUUUCUUUUCUGUUUUGGUUGAUGAAUCGCGUGAUAUAUCAGUCAAGGAGGAAAUGGCAGUUGUACUUCGCUGUGUGAAUACCAACGGACAAGUAGUUGAAAGAUUUGUGGGCAUAAAGCAUGUUCCUAAUACCACUGCUAUUUCACUUAAAGAGGAAAUUGAUCAAUUCUUCUCUAUAAACGGAUUAAGCAUAUCUAGAUUGCGUGGACAAGGUUAUGAUGGGGCUAGCAAUAUGCAAGAAAUAUUGGGAAUCACAAAUGUGUUGUCACAUGCAUUGCAAAAGAAAGAUCUCGAUAUAGUGAGUGCUAUGGCUUUAGUCAAAGCAUGUAAGCAACAACUACAAGCGAUGAGGGAUAAUGGAUGGGAUGCUUGGCUUGAUAAAGUUUCUUCUUUUUGUGGCAAGCAUGAUAUUGAUAUUCCUGAUAUGAAUGACAUCUUUGUAGCUCGAGGGAGGUCACGGCGUAGAGUUGAAAAAUUGACAAACCUUCAUCACUACCGUGUUGAUCUCUUUAUUGAUGUUAUUAAUAAGCAACUUCAAGAGUUGAACAAUCGUUUUAAUGAGACAAGUACAGAGUUGCUUCUUUGUGUUGCAUGCUUAAGCCCAGAUGACUCAUUCUCAGCUUUUGACAUUGAAAAGUUAGUUCGACUUGCUGAAUUUUAUCCAAAGGAUUUUUCUGAUAUGGAGCUCACACUUCUUGAAGAUGAAAUGAAGAAUUAUAUAUUUGAUAUGCGUUUGCAUAAUGAAUUUUUUGCGUUGAAAGGAAUUAAUAACCUUGCACAAAAGUUGGUGGAGACAAAGAGGGAUAGACAGUAUCCCUUGGUGUACUUGCUAGUGAAAUUAGCAUUGAUUUUACCUGUUGCGACUGCUUCAGUUGAAAGAGCUUUUUCGGUGAUGAAAAUUGUGAAGAAUCCACAUCGUAAUAGGAUGGGUGAUCAAUGGUUGAAUGAUAGUUUGGUUGUGUACAUUGAGAAAGAUGUAUAUGAUUCUAUUAGUAAUGAUGUUGUAAUACGACGUUUCCAAAAUAUGAGAACACGUCGUGGACAAUUAUGA